GGAUGCCGCGAGAGCAAAGCGGGGGCGGCUCCUCCGGCCUCCCUUCCUCCUCCCCGCGCCGCCACCCGGAUGUGGGGGAGGGAAAAGCCAGAGGUGGUCCCGGGUAGCUGCAAGGCAGACGCCCCGCCCAACCUGGCGACCGGUGACUCGCCGUCCUCGCAGGCUCCCUGGCACGGUGUGAGCCCGCCCUGCGUGCCAGGGGCCCCUCCGGAGCCGCUGUUGCCACCCCCCCAGCUCCCUCCGUAGCUUCCCUGGAUGAGCCCGCCACCCCCGGGAAUGCGACUCGCCCCCGGUUUAAUUUUAUUCCCUUCCACUUCUUGCUGGGGCAUCCUGCUCCUCUAACCACGCUGAGCCUCCCCAGCUGGAGCGGGAGAGAGAGAAGGGGAGAACGGAGUCAGACAGGAUGGCUUGCAGAAGACGCUAUUUCGUCGAGGGUGAGGCCCCCAGCAGCGAGACCGGCACGUCCCUGGACAGCCCCUCAGCCUACCACCAGGGCCCCUUGGUGCCCGGUUCCAGCCUGAGCCCGGACCACUACGAGCACACGUCGGUGGGAGCCUAUGGGCUGUACUCAGGGCCGCCGGGGCAGCAGCGCACGCGGAGGCCCAAGCUGCAGCACUCGACCUCCAUCCUGCGCAAGCAGGCCGAGGAGGAGGCCAUCAAGCGCUCCCGCUCACUCUCUGAGAGCUAUGAGCUCUCCUCGGACCUGCAGGACAAGCAGGUGGAGAUGCUAGAACGAAAGUAUGGGGGGCGCCUCGUGACCCGCCAUGCGGCCCGCACCAUCCAGACGGCGUUCCGCCAGUACCAGAUGAACAAGAACUUUGAGCGCCUCCGCAGCUCCAUGUCGGAGAACCGCAUGUCGCGCCGGAUUGUGCUGUCCAACAUGAGGAUGCAGUUCUCCUUUGAGGGGCCUGAGAAAGUGCACAGCUCCUACUUUGAGGGGAAGCAGGUUUCAGUGACCAACGAUGGCUCCCAGCUGGGGGCCCUGGUGCCCUCUGAGUGUGAUGACCUUGGAGAGGCGUCUAACCUCAAGCCUCCGGCCCCCUCCAGCGACUUCGCAGAUGCCAUUACAGAGCUGGAAGAUGCCUUUUCCCGGCAGGUGAAAUCACUGGCCGAGUCCAUCGAUGAUGCUCUCAACUGCCGCAGCCUGCACUCUGAGGAGGCUCCAGCCCUGGACACUGCACGGGCCCGGGACACUGAGUCCAAGCCGGCCCUGCACAGCAUGGACCACCGCAAACUGGAUGAGAUGACAGCCUCAUACAGUGAUGUCACCCUGUACAUUGACGAGGAGGAGCUGUCACCUCCUCUGCCCCUCUCACAGGUGGGUGACCGGCCAUCCAGCACUGAGUCGGACUUGCGACUGCGGGCUGGGGGUGCCGCCCAGGACUACUGGGCCCUGGCCCACAAGGAGGACAAGGCUGACACAGACACAAGCUGCCGGAGCACUCCGUCACUGGAGCGGCAGGAGCAGCGGCUGCGGGUGGAGCAUCUCCCACUGCUCACCAUCGAGCCGCCCAGCGACAGCUCUGUGGACCUCAGCGACCGCUCAGACCGUGGCUCGCUCAAGAGGCAGAGCACCUACGAGCGCAGCCUUGGUGGGCAGCAGGGCAGCCCCAAGCAUGGCUCCCACAGCGGCCCCCCCAAGAGCCUCCCCCGAGAGGAGCCGGAGUUGCGGCCCCGGCCCCCCAGGCCCCUGGAUAGCCACCUGGCCAUCAACGGCUCAGCCAACCGGCAGAGCAAGUCUGAGUCAGACUACUCAGAUGGUGACAAUGACAGUAUCAACAGCACGUCCAACUCCAACGACACCAUCAACUGCAGCUCAGAGUCAUCAUCCCGCGACAGCCUGCGGGAGCAGACGCUCAGCAAGCAGACCUACCACAAGGAGACCCGCAACAGCUGGGACUCGCCCGCCUUUAGCAAUGAUGUCAUCCGUAAGAGGCACUAUCGCAUCGGCCUGAACCUCUUCAACAAGAAGCCAGAGAAGGGAGUCCAGUACCUUAUCGAGCGUGGCUUCGUGCCCGACACGCCAGUGGGCGUGGCCCACUUCCUGCUACAGCGCAAGGGCCUCAGCCGGCAGAUGAUCGGCGAGUUCCUGGGGAACCGGCAGAAGCAAUUCAACCGCGACGUGCUCGACUGCGUGGUGGACGAGAUGGACUUCUCUGCCAUGGAGCUGGACGAAGCCCUCAGGAAGUUCCAGGCGCACAUCCGGGUCCAGGGAGAGGCUCAGAAAGUGGAGCGGCUCAUCGAGGCGUUCAGCCAGCGGUACUGCAUCUGCAACCCUGGGGUGGUACGGCAGUUCCGGAACCCAGACACUAUUUUCAUCCUGGCCUUCGCAAUCAUCCUCCUCAACACGGACAUGUACAGCCCCAACGUCAAGCCCGAGAGGAAGAUGAAGCUGGAGGACUUCGUCAAGAACCUCCGAGGUGUGGACGAUGGUGAGGACAUUCCCCGGGAGAUGCUGAUUGGGAUCUAUGAACGGAUUCGUAAGCGAGAGCUGAAGACCAACGAGGACCACGUGUCCCAGGUGCAGAAGGUGGAGAAACUCAUUGUGGGGAAGAAGCCGAUUGGAUCCCUCCAUCAUGGCCUUGGCUGUGUGCUCUCUCUGCCCCAUCGCCGGCUGGUCUGCUACUGCCGGCUCUUCGAGGUUCCAGACCCAAACAAGCCCCAGAAGCUCGGACUGCACCAGCGAGAAAUCUUCCUGUUUAACGACCUCCUGGUGGUCACCAAGAUCUUCCAGAAGAAGAAGAACUCGGUGACAUACAGCUUCCGACAGUCCUUCUCCCUGUACGGCAUGCAGGUCCUGCUCUUCGAGAACCAGUACUACCCCAACGGCAUCCGGCUCACAUCAGCUGUCCCCGGAGCAGACAUCAAAGUGUUAAUAAACUUCAAUGCCCCCAAUCCUCAAGACCGGAAGAAGUUCACUGAUGACCUGCGGGAGUCCAUUGCAGAAGUGCAGGAGAUGGAGAAGCACAGGAUAGAGUCGGAGCUCGAGAAGCAGAAGGGUGUCGUGAGGCCCAGCAUGUCCCAGUGCUCCAGCCUCAAAAAGGAGUCGGGCAACGGGACGCUGAGCCGGGCCUGCCUGGACGACAGCUACGCCGGCGGGGAGGGCCUCAAGCGCAGCGCCCUCAGCAGCUCCCUGCGGGACCUCUCGGAAGCGGGGAAGCGAGGGCGUCGCAGCAGUGCGGGAUCGCUAGAGAGCAAUGUGGAAGGGUCCACCAUUAACAGUCCUCACAUGCGCCGGAGAGCUACAUCAACACGAGAGUGUCCAUCUCGCCCACACCAGACUAUGCCUAACUCAGCCUCCCUCCUGGGCUCCUUAUUUGGGAGUAAGAGAGGGAAGCCCCCUCCCCAGGCCCACCCGCCCUCAGCCCCUCCCCCGCCACCCCCCCACCCGCCAGUCCUGCCCCACCCGCAGCACUCCUCGGCCGGCCACCACCCGGGGCCAGCAGAGGGUCUGCCGCAGGCCCCGGUGCAUGGGCAUCACACCCAGUACUGCCACAUGCAGCAGAACCCACCCCCCUACCACCACCACCACCACUACCACCCGCCCCAACACAUCCAGCAUGCACACCAGUACCACCACGGCCCGCAGGGGGCGCACCUGGCCUACGGGGCCCACGUUCACGGCCACCCGCCACUGCCCUCAGUCCACGCGGGGCAUGCAGUGCACCACCACGGGCAGCCACCUGCCCCGCCGCCCCCUGCCAGCAGCAAGGCCAAACCCAGUGGCAUCAGCACAAUUGUGUAGACAGCCUGGAUGGGGCUCCCGGGCCCCCUGAAAGAGCUGCACACGACACAGGGCACGCCCCGGGCAGCCAGCCUCACCCCAAACCCAGGGCGCGUGUGUUGCCCUCUCUCCCCUCUGCCCCUCACAGCCUGGUUGGAGCCCUGGGAACCUGCAGGGUGCGUGUUCUAUGGAGCAGAGCUCCAGAUCUCAUUUAGCACCGGCACCCUGGGCUCCAGUCACCUCAGUCCGAGGGGUGGGCUUCAGCCACAUCAGCCUUGAGGUGGUGCCGCCGGCCAAGUACAUGUUGAACUGCCUCCCCCACCCCAGCCCCCAGCUCUCUGCUCCCUAAUUUAUAUGCAGAUGAAAACCCAGCCUAGGAGAAGAAAUGAGAUACAAAAAUAACAGACAAAACAGAAACCCCCCCAAAACUUGCUGCAUUAUUGCUCUUUUAUUGAAUGGGCAAAACACUUAAGUAGACCUGAUAUGGUUGAUGAAAAUACGUAAGUAAACUUUAUAUAAUAUAAAUAUAUAAAUAUAUAAAUAUCCAUAUAUAUAUACCGCAUAGGUAGUGCUUGUGUGUGAGAGGCAAGCGCUUCAGUCCACAGCAUCAGCAAUACUGACCUUACAAGGAACUCCACUUCCCGGAGAGGAAGACAGUACCUUAGAUGAGUGUGUGAGACAGUAGACCAAACCCUUAAAUGCUAGGAACAAACUCAGAUACUUCCAUAUUUUCAUACAGAGAAGAGAAGUCCCUGUAGGACUGGCUAAAGUCUUUACGCAAUCAUUACUAACUGUGCCAAGUAACAUAGCAUCUAACUGUUUAAAAAGUCCAAUAUUGCUUUGUAUAAAUCCUUAUUUUAUUAACAGAAUACUAUCAUAAAUAAUCAGUAUUAUAACUGCUAUUUCAGGUAAGCAAAUAGCUAAAAUGCAGUAACCUACAGUAGCAACUCAGGACAACUAGGUAAGAUCUGGUUGUCUUAGGAAAUUGGUCACACAGAUUCUUAGACACUUUAAUGGCUGCGAUAACUGUGAAUUUCCAUGAUCCAUGUUUCUUCUGUAUGCAUAUGAUCUGAUGCACACUCAUUCAGAGCCCUCUGAGAGGGGCGCCCAUGCACAGCAGAAGCACUCAUCUCCAACAUGACAACGGCCAACUCUCAUCCUCGUCUCCCAGCACCAUAGCUUGCUCAUCCCGUCUCAGACCACAGCAGGCAGAAGCCCCCAGAGUGUUUCCACCAGGAACCACUCUUGAACCUGAGGCUGGUUUUAGUGUUUCGCAACCCAGGGCAGCGUGUGUGUUUCCCAUUUUGUUUUCUGAGUGGUAGCAGUGAUCGUUGUAAUUCCAUGUAGCCAUGUGCUAGCAGAACCCCCGUGUCAUCACCGUGGCCCAUGUGACCCCGGCCGACAAGUGCCCAGCCCUCGCCAGGCAGAGCCCCCGCUGCCUCUUCAUGGUCCAGUGAGCUGCCAGGGCAUCACAUGACUCAGCUGUGCUCUUGUCGCUUCUGUGUUGUGGUGACACCAUGCGCUCCCCUGGGGCCAGACGCUGCCCGAGUCGGGUCUGUGCCUGAGUCACCCAUGGGCUGUACUUUGUAGUUUCAGCCUUUCGAGCCACUGCAGCCGCCAGUGCUUUGCUCCUAAGCCGUGGGACCCGAGGACUGCCCCACGGCACCCGCCCAGGCGGAGAGCCCUUUCAGAAGGGGUGAAGCUAGCGCCUGACUCUGCGGGCCACGGGGCCUCGCGCUCGUGGACAGCGUGGUGUGCCGUGGCUGGAUGGCAGGAAGAGAGGGAGUCCACUCUGGCUGUGUGUCACCCUGGCUGGCUGGGGGCUUUGCUGAUGUCCCUCCUCACGCCCCUCCCCUUGGUCAUGUCAUUGAGAUCACCAUGCCAGCAAAUCUGCAAACCGAGCACUUUGUUAACCUCCACAGAGAGCAAAUACAGCAAUCUAGAGUUUAGCCUUUUUAAAAAUAAGUGUGACUUUAACCUGCCCACCUCUGUCCUCUCAUCGGUGUGGCAUUUCUUUCUCUGGCAUCUGCUCAGAAAGAAAAAGGACAAGUGUGUGUCUGGGUCAGGCCGGGCUGGUGAGGGCACUCUGCCGUCACCGACUCCUAAAUUCUUCGGUUUUCCUCAAAAGUCAGGCUCCCCGAGGCACCCUCUUGUCUUGCAGUUUCCAAGGAUGUCGUUCUGACUUGGCAAAGUUGAAUUGUACUGCAUGUCAUCUGGUGUCAGCCGUGUGAGGCUGCGCUCUGUAUUGUACAUUUACAAAAUAUAUCAGUGUGACUGUUGACAAAUAGUUGAAGUAAAGUGGUAACAUACUGAAUAUAUCGGCUUGUCUUCACCCUCCUCUGUACCAAGAGUAGAGUUGCACUGUGACCUUUAGGUUGUUCCAGAAAAGAUAUAGGCCGUUUGGUACAGAAUUGCUCUUCCUGAAGGGCAUCACCAAUGAACAGAACUCAACAAAAAGAACAAACAGUAAAUCCCACAGAGGGGCUUUCUCUGAGCCUCUCUCCGUGGCUGUCCUGUGAGGAGCUCCACGGCCAGUCCGACUCCCAGCCCCCAGCACGUCCCCAGUGUGUCCUGCAGCUGUGCUGGGCAGCAGGGCCGCACCUAGCGUGAGGGGCUUCUAGAACACUCAGCUCCUCUCUGGGGUUCCAACUUUAUUUGGUGUAUUGGUUCAGGCCAACGAGGUUUCAUCCUUCCACGUGUUGUCUGCAGGCUAUCAGAAGUGUUUACAGAAGGUACACAGUUGGGUUCAGGAGGCUGGAGUCAUGGUGCCCACAUCUUGUCUAGGAAGCAAAAGCUCCUAGUGAGCUGGUGUCCCCAUGUGUCUUUCAUGGGACUGUCCGCUAUAGAUCCCCACUUGUCACAGAGCCAUAGCUUCGGGCCGUGUCCUCACGUCCUCCAGGAGGGGAGGCAGAAAGAGCUGAGGGCCCCAGGAUGUCUGCCUCACCCUUUCUCACUGUGGGGACACCCUGGGGACAUCUUUCUCAAGUCGCACAAACUGUUUCAGUUCCAUACAGAAUUGCUGACAGGAGACCCUUAGGGGAGGCAGCUGGUAAUGUGACAAGAGUCUUUUCUGGGACAACAAUCAAAUCAUGUAUUUGUAUUUUUUUAAGUUUAUGAAUGAAUUGUACAACAAUGUAAAAAUAAAGUUCAUCCUAAUAUGA
Molecule: messenger RNA, 6885 nt
Organism: Lemur catta (Ring-tailed lemur)
Lineage: Eukaryota; Metazoa; Chordata; Mammalia; Primates; Lemuridae
Gene: IQSEC1
Product: IQ motif and Sec7 domain ArfGEF 1
Exons: 14
Coding region: 404-3745 (1113 amino acids)
Biological process (GO): actin cytoskeleton organization; regulation of ARF protein signal transduction
Molecular function (GO): protein binding; guanyl-nucleotide exchange factor activity
Source: RefSeq, a predicted model, not a curated record